This is a messenger RNA of Microplitis demolitor, 799 nucleotides long. RefSeq lists its product as hypothetical. The record is from RefSeq and is a predicted model, not a curated record. The transcript is spliced from 2 exons. The coding region runs from base 131 to 562 and encodes 143 amino acids. Lineage: Eukaryota; Metazoa; Arthropoda; Insecta; Hymenoptera; Braconidae.
AAAAUUUCGACUGUUGUAAUCACGGUCUCAACUAUUUAACAGCCGGGUUUUAUAAUAAUAAGUCAGUCUGAAUUUUUUCUUGAGUAAAGUCUCCAAGUCAACUCAGUAAAACAGUAAUAAAAUAAAAAUUAUGGAGUACCAAAAGUUAACAUUAGCUUUUAUAUUUUGUGUCAUUUCUUUUACGAGUGUAUUCGCGUGUGACAGCGACAAUGACGAAAAUAAAUUUAGCGUCACUUGCUAUGACAAUUCAGUAGUAGUGAAGUACAAACAACAACCGGAACAUCAGGUCACUAUGUACGCCCUAGUUACUUCCGCAGAAAGUGAAGAUAUCGAGAAGAAAUGUACAAGAACUUUCACUGAAAAUGAGCCAGCAGUAAGAGAAUUCAAAUUUUCAACCUGUGGAAAUGGUCACACGAAAUUCCGGGUGUAUGCAAGUGACGAAUGUCCAAAUACUGUUACCGAACGUUAUGUUCAAGUUGACUGCGAUCGCACUGAAGCGGAUUUGGGACUUCUUUUGAGUACUUUGUUGGUUAAAUCAUUCAAUAAGAAAUCAAAUUAUUAAAUAUUCACUAUUUGAUUUUCAAAAUUUUAAUUCUCAACGGACAAUUACAUUUAUUACUAAAUAUUAACUAUUAUAAUAUUAAUUAUUUAAAAUUUUAACAAUCAUUUUGCGCUUAAUAAGAAUUCUGUUUAUUUUUUAUGACAUUUAUAUAUUUUUUUUUGCAUACGGGAUUAAAUAAUAAUUGUUUGUAAUUAAGAAAAUUAAAGAUUGAUAAUAUGUUCAAAAUUAAUCAAAUUU